Messenger RNA from Clupea harengus (Atlantic herring), 1684 nucleotides. It is a transcript of the gene tnfrsf13b, whose product is annotated as TNF receptor superfamily member 13B. Gene Ontology annotation, biological process: negative regulation of B cell proliferation; B cell homeostasis; hematopoietic progenitor cell differentiation. The record is from RefSeq and is a predicted model, not a curated record. Gene Ontology annotation, cellular component: plasma membrane. NCBI's taxonomy places the organism in Eukaryota, Metazoa, Chordata, Actinopteri, Clupeiformes, Clupeidae. Gene Ontology annotation, molecular function: protein binding.
GUAUAUGUGUCUAUGAGAUUAACCUCAUCUCUGUGGCUGUAGUUUGCCGAUGCGCAUGAUAAACUUCACUAGAAGGCACGUAAAAGUUGGCUGCAGUAGAAAUGUUCAGAAGCUCUAAACUUGUAUCAGCCACAUUCAGUGGAAAUCUAAUAAUAAUUCUUAUUUAAUCACACUUAAGCGGUUUUACCUGUAGACACGCGUGCUGGUGCCCGGAACAGUCUGCCCGGUGACCGGCGGGGUUUUGGUGAUGUCAAGAAGCUGCCGGGAGGGGGAGUUCUGGGAUGGCCUCGUGCGGAAGUGCAUGCCCUGUGAGAUGGUGUGCCAACAAGCUCACGUGCCCGCGCGGUGCACGGAUUACUGUGUGUCCUCCCGUUGCCGGGCGACCGCAGAUCACUUCUACGAUCAGCUGCUGAAGAAGUGUUUGUCGUGUGCGCUGGUGUGUGGAACACACCCACGUGAGUGUGUGACGCAGUGCCAUGCCCAGACCCCAAUAGUGAGUGAUCUUCUCAGGCCAGCGGUGGUGGCUGCAGUACCAGUGUGGUCCAGCAGAGGGAGCUCUGUGCUGGUGUUCUCUCUGCUGGGUGUGUGUGUGCUGCUGCUGCUGGCCUGCUCCAUCUGCCUGGCUCUGCUGCUGCACAGGAGACACUCAGCCACCAGAGGGCAGCAGAGAGCACAGCAGCAGCUGACACACCAGCGCAAGCAGAAAGGCCAGGAUGUUGAAGGUCAGAAGUGGCAUUGGGCCACUGAGACGUGCGUUCAUUGCUUCCCUAGGUCAGAGGAAGGAACACCCACUCCUCACCGAUUGGCUGAUUCACAGAACCCACCCACUCCUCACCGAUUGGCUGGAUCACAGAACCCAACCCCCAACGGACGCCUCCUUCAGCAGGACAACUGUUGCUAUGCCAACGGACUCAGCCACCGACAGCAGUGUGAAAGUAUGAGCGAGAAACAGAGAAACAGUCCUCUUCACAUCAUCUGCUCACCAGCACAGGACAGCCUGUGAGUGUGUGUGUGUGUGUGUGUGUGUGGAAACAGAGAAACAGUCCUCUUCACAUCAUCUGUUCACCAGCGCAGGACAGCCUGUGAGUGUGUGUGUGUGUGUGUCUGCCUGUUCCAGGACCAUGGUGUGUGUGUGUGUGUGUGUGUGUGUGUGUAGAAACAGAGAAACAGUCCUCUCCACAUCAUCUGCUCACCAGCACAGGACAGCCUGUGAGUGUGUGUGUGUGUGUGUGUGUGUGUGUGUGUGUGUGUAGAAACAGAGAAACAGUCCUCUUCACAUCAUCUGUUCCCCAGCACAGGACAGCUUGUGAGUGUGUGUGUGGAGUGUGUGAGGGUGUGUGUGUGUACAUGUGUGUGUGUGUGUACAUGUGUGUGGUCAUCCUGAUGAAUCUAGAACGCACAACUUUUGUCCAGAUCACCCAGGCAGCAUUCAGAGGAAACAGCGCCCCCUGUGGCAACACCUAGAACAACAACAAGAAAUCACUUCUGUUUCCUGCAGACAUGGAAGUUAAAUAAAGACUAAUAAAUGACUGUCAGUCUGCGUGUGUGUGUGUGUGUGCACUUUACAGAAAAAAGUCCAGACAAAAUAGAGAAUAAUAUUUAUAUUUUCUUGAUCCUUUUCCAUACAUCCAUACAUCCAUACAAAGAGAAUGAGCAUCCCAUCUAGAGCAAGGUCCAGCUCACA